AUGGGAAAAGCGUCAACUGAAAAGGCUGUGCUGAAAGCACUGGACAAAACCCCGAAGUCCAGACGCGAUUUGAAGAAAAUUACAGAAAAGAAAGGAAUUAGAUCAGCGCUCAAAGCUCUUUGUGAACGUGGAGAAGUCCUGAAAGAUGGGAAGCUGUUUCUGCGAGUGACAACAUCGAAAGAACAAGAACAGAAGGAAUCAGUUAAAUUGCAGACUGCUGCGUUGCCCCAAGCAGCCGUACUUCCAAUUGCGGAAAGGCUUAGAAAAGAAACUAUAUUGAAAAAGUCAGUUCGAAUUGUGGAGCCAGAAGUGGAUCUUGACGACGAAAUUGCUCGACUUGAAGCAGAAUUGCAAGCAUCGAGCUCAUCUGACGACGAGUCAGAAAAUGAGGAUAUCGACGGUGCGGAGACCAGUGGUGUCCUCUCACUGUCCAAGUUUUCAGAGAAUCGAAUCUCUAGUCUGCCCGCUUCAGCUCUGCCUCAGCCAGGACGCUACAAAACGAAUGGUGAGCGGCGAUCAGAGAAGAAGCCCAAGCAAGUUGAAGUACCUGAUGGGUUGAGAGAAGCAGUGAAAGAGGUUCUCAAUGGAUAUAAAGCUCGCUCCUCUGAGAAACUACCAUUCUAUUGUCGAGUAUGCCAAGUACAACUCACUAAUGAAGACGAAUUUUUCCAGCACAAGCGAACACAGUUUCACAAAACAGCAGUUGCGAUGGAACAAAAGGCAACGUAUUGCAAACUGUGCCGAAAGCAGCUCACGAGCCCGGCUCAAAUGAAGGAACACCUGAAAUCUAAACCACACCGCUCGCGCCUGCAAUUCGUGAAGGAAAAGCAGCAAGGACAACGAACCCGAGCAGCAUCGAAAAAGCAAUGGUCCUAG
This is a messenger RNA of Cylindrotheca closterium, 876 nucleotides long. NCBI's taxonomy places the organism in Eukaryota, Bacillariophyta, Bacillariophyceae, Bacillariales, Bacillariaceae. The record is from the annotation of a GenBank genome assembly.